GGGAUUGCUGAGUCAUAACAUGACGUCCCGCAACGACACAGUCACGUGUUCUCAAUACAGGCAAAGUGUCUGUGCGGGAGGAAAGGACUGACAUAUAACUCGCGCACUCCGAUCAAAUAUCACCUGCUCGCAACUCGAGACCGCUUUAUUCCCUUCUAACGCGAGGUGUCGUGAACCCGUCCGCGAGAACCGCUUGGAAGCACAGAGCGAAUACUUCCGUGUUUAAAAAAAGAAUCAUUUAAGGCCUAGCGUGCGCGCUCGCGAGCAUUAUAUUAUCGUUUAUAUCAAGUGUGAGACACGUGUCGCGCGGUGGACGAGAAGCUGAAGUUGAAGUCCAUAACAAUAAGCGAGGGUUCGUAGGAUUGUGAUAUGGGCUUACUGUCACAAGGGUCACCGCUCAACUGGGAAGAGACCAAGAAACAUGCUGACCACGUUAGAAAGCACGGCAUCCUUCAGUUCCUCAACAUCUACAAUAAGGUCAAAGAUCGGCAGAAGGAUGUGCUGAAAUGGGGAGACGAGGUGGAGUACAUGUUGGUGGAAAUGGAUGAAAGACAUGAAAAAGUCCGUCUGGUUCUGAACGGGAAGGAUGUUCUGGAAACCCUUCAGGAAAAGGGUGAAAAGAUCAACCCCAACCACCCUACUCUGUGGAGGCCGGAGUACGGCAGCUACAUGAUCGAAGGAACGCCGGGACAGCCGUACGGAGGGACGAUGUCGGAGUUCAACACGGUAGAAGACAAUAUGGGAAAGCGGAGGAGAGAGGCCUCAUCUGUGCUCAGCCAGAACCAAACUCUCCUCACAGUUACGUCAUUCCCCAGGUUAGGCUGCCCAGGCUUCACGCUGCCAGAAUACAAACCCACACCUGUCGAGAAAGGGGUGUCCAAAUCGCUUUUCUUCCCUGAUGAGGCCAUCAACAGACACCCUAGAUUCAGCACUCUGACCAGAAACAUACGCCACCGGAGGGGCGAAAAGGUGGUGAUUAACGUACCAAUUUUUAAAGAUAAAAACACCCCAUCUCCGUUUGUGGAGCCGUUUCCAGAAGAUGAUGGAGAAGCUGCCCGGGGUGCCCUGCCUGAUCACAUCUACAUGGACGCCAUGGGCUUUGGCAUGGGAAACUGUUGCCUGCAGGUGACCUUCCAAGCUUGCAGCAUCAGAGAGGCGCGCUACCUUUAUGACCAACUGGCUGUUUUCUGUCCCAUAGUGAUGGCUCUCAGUGCUGCCUCACCGUUCUAUCGCGGAUUCGUGUCAGACAUCGACUGCCGUUGGGGAGUGAUCUCUGCGUCUGUGGAUGACCGGACCAGAGAGGAGAGGGGCCUGGAGCCGCUGAAAAACAACAAAUUCAGGAUCAACAAAUCGAGGUAUGAUUCGAUUGACAGCUACCUCUCCUGCUGUGGUGAGAAAUACAAUGACAUUGAGCUGACCAUCGAUGAAGAGAUCAACAAACAGCUCCUCGAUGCAGGCAUUGACAAACUGCUGGCACAGCACAUCGCACAUCUCUUCAUCCGCGACCCGCUGUCGCUCUUCCAGGAGAAGAUUCAUUUGGAUGAUGAGAACGAAUCGGACCACUUCGAGAAUCUUCAGUCAACCAACUGGCAGACAAUGAGGUUCAAGCCUCCCCCUCCAAACUCUGACAUCGGAUGGAGAGUGGAGUUCCGUCCCAUGGAGGUCCAACUGACAGAUUUUGAGAACUCUGCUUAUGUCGUAUUUAUCGUUCUUCUCACCCGUGUGAUCUUGUCCUAUAAGCUGGAUUUCCUCAUUCCAUUAUCAAAGGUUGAUGAAAAUAUGAAAGUUGCUCAGAAGCGAAAUGCCGUGCAAGAAGGCAUGUUUUAUUUCCGGAAGGACGUUUUUAAAGGCUGCAACCCAGUGUUGGACCCGCCCUCCACGGCUCAGAAUGGAGUGGAGAGUGAAGUGAGUGACGGUGAAGAGUUCACACUCAUGAGCAUCGACACCAUCAUCAACGGGAAGGAAGGGGUAUUUCAUGGGCUGAUACCGAUGUUGAACAGCUACCUUGAGAACAUGGAGGUGGACGUCGACACGCGAUGCACUAUCCUCAACUACCUGAAACUCAUUAAGAAGCGCGCUUCUGGUGAGCUGAUGACUAUGGCAAAGUGGAUGAGGGAGUUUGUUGCCAAACAUCCUCAGUACAAGCAGGACAGCGUCAUUACAGACAAAAUCAACUACGACCUGCUUCAAGAGUGCGACAGAAUCGCCAAGGGUGAAGAAAAAUGUCCCGAACUGAUCGGAGAGCCGGUUAACAGAGGAAAAUAAAGCCUGCUCGAAACAAACGCAAAUCAUCUAUAUAUAUAAAAAAGCUCCUUUGCAUGAGAGCGGAAGACCAAGUAUGCGACACAGCAGUCCAGAAAAAAAAAAAAAAAACUUGUAAGAGAAUAUUUAAAUAGCAUGUGUUGAUUGCUGAGGUCAGCCAAAGGUUUGUUGAAUUUGUAAAUAGCAGAUUUUUAUUAUUCGCAAAUUAUUUUAAUAGCUUAAACAGAUCCAUGAUGCAAUUGUACCCGAAUGUGUACAUAUUUCACGCCGGUCUGAGUAUGUGAGAGUUUAUGUAAAUGUAGCAAACACUAAAUUGUACAUUAGUAAUAUUUUCAUUGUUGAAAUGUAAAUACUGUACUUCAUCAGGCAUUAACAAGUGUACCACCUUUUUUAUGGAUGAAACUGUUGAUUCUUCUUCUUUUGGCAUUUAAUAUUGUACCCAGGUUGAAUUGAAGACGCUGAAACCAUUCUUGAUGCAAGUCUGUGUGACUAAACUUAUGUAGGAAUUUAAAUGUGGGGUAAAAAAGGAGAAGAUCAUAGUAGUGUGCAGUGCAUUGUGUUUUUCACUAACAAAUUAUUCUGAGUCAUUGUAUUGUUUCAAAGACAGCUACAUUUUUACCAUCUUGGUUAAGGUUAUUGCAGUUGUGUUAAGCUUUCUCCACCACUAGAGGGUGCAGAGGGUCUUUUUAAAACAAUGGAAAAAAUUAGAUUAUUAUGAACAACUAGAUUAUGCUGUAGUUUGUUAGCUUUAAUAUAUGUAUAUGGCUUGAAAUAAAGUGAUUCAUGUACAUAUUUCA
Ctenopharyngodon idella (grass carp) is the source of this 3059-nucleotide messenger RNA. It is a transcript of the gene gclc, whose product is annotated as glutamate-cysteine ligase, catalytic subunit. Lineage: Eukaryota; Metazoa; Chordata; Actinopteri; Cypriniformes; Xenocyprididae. The coding region runs from base 370 to 2265 and encodes 631 amino acids. The transcript is spliced from 16 exons. Gene Ontology annotation, molecular function: glutamate-cysteine ligase activity. Gene Ontology annotation, biological process: glutathione biosynthetic process. The record is from RefSeq and is a predicted model, not a curated record. Gene Ontology annotation, cellular component: glutamate-cysteine ligase complex.